Molecule: messenger RNA, 3707 nt
Organism: Lepisosteus oculatus (spotted gar)
Lineage: Eukaryota; Metazoa; Chordata; Actinopteri; Semionotiformes; Lepisosteidae
Source: RefSeq, a predicted model, not a curated record
AUGGAUGCGGAAGAAUAUUCAAAAAGCGAAAGCGAGCAGUUAUCAGCCGCUUGCAGGUGAAGACAGGGCGCUUUUUGAGCGUCGAAAUUGGGAAGCAUUAGGAUGUCUGGAAGAGCGAGAGCCCGUUCCAGGGGAAGAGCCCGUGGGCAGGAGCCUUUGGUUCCGGGAGCGGUCAUUAUUCAGAUUUCUGCCGGCUUUCACCAAAUAAAGAUUGGUGAAAGAGGAGGGCGCCGUCGAGAUUUCCAGGAUUGUGGAGUCAACACCAGGCAAUCUAUGGAACAUGUGAAAGAUUCGAAAAUGGGCGUUUCUGGAUCUCCUAUUGAACUGAGGACAAAUUAUUUCCGAAUCCUCUCCCGACCACAGUGGGUUUUGUACCAGUACCACAUUGACUACAACCCUCCAAUUGAGUCUCGUCGCCUGCGCUCUGCUCUCCUGUUUAAGCAUGAUGAAACUCUUGGCCCGACUCGAACCUUUGAUGGAAGCAUUUUGUUCCUGCCAUGUAGACUGCGUGAUGUGGAGACAGUGUUGUUCAGUGAGACACGUCAGGGAGAGAAAAUUAAGAUUACAGUAACUCUGACAAAUGAGCUUCCUCCAUCUUCUCCUACAUGCCUUCAGUUUUACAAUAUCAUUUUCAGAAGGAUUUUGAGGAUCUUGAACAUGCAGCAGAUUGGUCGCCAUUACUACAACCCAAAUGAUCCUCUGAAUAUUCCACAGCACAGGCUUAUGAUUUGGCCUGGAUUUACAACAUCAAUUUUGCAGUAUGAAUCCGGCAUAAUGCUCUGCACUGAUGUUAGCCACAAAGUCCUUCGCAGUGAGACUGUUCUGAGUUUCAUGUCUCAGCUGAGACAGCAGGUCGGGGACCAGCGGUUUCCUGAGGCCUGCACUAAGGAGCUUGUGGGAUUGAUCGUUCUCACCAGGUACAACAACAAAACAUACAGGAUUGAUGACAUUGCUUGGGAUCACACACCUAACAAUACCUUCAAGAGAGGGGAUUCUGAAAUUUCCUUCAAGGACUACUACAAAAAUCAAUAUAAUCUGGAAAUUUCGGACGGUAACCAAGUGCUUCUGAUCAGUAAUAUUAAGAGACUGGGACCUGCAGGUGCCCCUCCUCCUGGUCCAGCAAUGCUUGUUCCAGAAUUCUGUUAUCUCACAGGUCUGACAGAUAGGAUGCGCAGUGACUUCAACAUCAUGAGAGACCUGUCUUCACACACAAGACUAACCCCAGAUCAGAGGGAGAAUCGUCUGACAAGAUUCAUCGGCGUCAUCCACAGUGGUCCUGAUACACAGACAGAGUUGAGAAGCUGGGGCCUUGACUUUGACAACAAGCUUCUAAGUAUCCAGUCGAGAGUUCUUCCUCCGGAAAAGAUAACUCAAGGUGCAAGAUCUUAUGAAUACAACCCAUGGGCUGCAGAUUGGACAAAGGAGAUGAGGGGUGUUCCUCUGAUUAGUUGCAGACCACUGGACAAUUGGAUACUACUGUACACACGUAGGAACAUAGAAUGUGCCCAUUCAUUGCUUCAGACUCUGCACAAAGUGUGUCAGCCGCUAGGUAUCCGAGUACAGCGGGCAUGCAUGAUAGAGGUUGAAGAUCGUCAGGAUUCUCUGUUGAGAGCCUUACAACAGAAUGUUGGUCCAAAUACUCAGAUGGUGGUGUGCAUUCUUCCAACUAACCGUAAAGACAAGUACGAUUGUGUGAAGAAGUUCCUGUGUGUUGACUGCCCCACACCCAGCCAGUGUGUUCUGGCACGGACUCUGAGCAAGCCUCAAGCCCUUAUGACCAUCGCCACCAAAAUAGCCCUUCAGAUGAACUGCAAAAUGGGAGGGGAACUGUGGAGUGUUGACAUCCCACUAAGACAGCUUAUGAUCGUGGGAAUCGAUUGUUACCAUGAUAUAUCGGCAGGAAGGAGAUCUGUGGGAGGACUGGUGGCCAGCCUCAACGCAGGAAUGACAAGAUGGUAUUCUAAAUGUGUGCUGCAGAGUCGAGGCCAGGAAAUCAUCGAUGGGCUGAAAGUACCUUUGCAAUCUGCUCUCAAGACCUGGAUGAACUACAACAACGGUUUACCACAGCGUAUAAUUAUCUACAGAGAUGGAGUUGGUGAUGGACAGCUGCAGAGUGUAGUCAGUUAUGAACUGCAGCAGAUUCUGGACUGCAUCAAAGCUCUUGGAAAGGACUACAGUCCCAAGGUCACGGUCAUCAUUGUGAAGAAGCGCAUCAGCACAAGGUUCUUUGCAUGGAUUGAUGGAAAGUUGUCUAAUCCACCCCCUGGAACUAUCAUUGAUACUGAUGUUACCCGACCUGAAUGGUAUGAUUUUUACAUCGUGAGUCAAGCUGUGCGUGUCGGCAGUGUCUCACCAACUCAUUACAAUGUGAUAUAUGACAACAGUGGCUUGAAACCCGAUUACAUGCAGCGUCUGACGUACAAACUGUGCCACUUGUACUACAAUUGGCAGGGGAUCAUCAGAGUGCCUGCCCCCUGCCAGUAUGCCCAUAAACUGGCUUUCUUGGUUGGUCAGAGCAUUCACAGGGAACCCAACAGGAACCUAGAUGAUUUUCUUUAUUAUCUUUAACAAAAAAACAUUUGUUAAAGAUUUCCCUGCUGUUUUUUGUUUUGUUGUUGUUGACAUAUCCCUAGGUCUAUCCUAAAGAUAUUUCAAGAGGUCCAAAACAAUUGUAUUACUUCAUUGGGUUUUGAGACAAUGUUUCCAAAGAUGGCACCUUAAAAGGGUACUUCCUUAGUAAGUUAAGUAAAAUCAUUUUUUAGUAAACGGAAGAGAAUGUGUGACAAAUGUUUUGGGUGACUUGCAUGUUAGACCAGAUUUAAACUAAAAAAAUUGGGAGAGAUUUACAAUUUACCAACUGAAAUGCUGUAGAUUUUAAGCAGGUGUGUAUGAAACCUGAUUUUUUUUUUUCUUUAAAAGUUUCUCUUUGCAAGUUAAACAUUUGAACACUUGUAAAACUUCAAAUAUUAAUACUGUCCUUACAGAAUGAAAGUUGAGUUCUAGUAUAUGACAAACAGCAGGUUUUGGUUUCGUUUGCAUGCGGCGGAGUUUAUGACUUGCUUACCCAGCAGCAGUUCUGGAGAAAAUAGGCUACAGGAGAUGUUACUUUGACAGCCAGAUGCAGAACUGCUUGGAGAACUGCAAGUGACACAGAGCCUCACAGGAGCAUUUGCACCAGUCAGAGAGGCUGCGUGUCUAACAUGUCACUGCAAGCUUGCAGACAGGUCCCUGUGGCCACAGGAGUUGCCAUUUUGCCAGAAAGCUUAACUAACCCCAGCCCUAACCUGGGUGGACUGAUGAGCCGGGAUCAGCCUUGUGACUUCUAGAUGGACUAAGCCACUUGGGAACCACACAGGUGGCAUAAGUUACUAGUGUUAAUGAAAUGGGAGCAAUUCGUAUUAAUUUUUAAAGUUCUGUGACGCCACGCUCAGACAACAAGACAGUGUUGGGAGUUUGUUGAAUACAAUAUUGUAACGUUUAGUUUUCAAGUAAGCUGAGAACGUUACGACCAGAUGAGUUAGCAGCACUCUAAAAAGAAAUAUGUCCAGUUUGAUUUUUCAAAACUUAAAACUUCUGGUUUCUUUCUCAUGUUAUUUUUGCCCCUUAUUGAGAGAUUAUGUAGUAAAUCAGUUAAUAUUUCUUAGUUGCAAAUAAAUCUGUUCUCUUGUUUAAAUGCUGAUUGAAUCCCUGAAAUAAAAUACAUUUUU